UGGCUCUGAUUGGUGACAGACUGUCAGGUUGUGAGGGCUUUCUAGUUAACCCGGCAGACUUAGGCCCUCCCUUUGGCACUAGAUAGGUUACAGGAGCACAUACCACAAAUCCAGUGCAGUGAUUUCACUUACAGCACAAAUAUUUUACCAGCACGUCAGCUCUAAAAACAAACAAGCAGAAAAGAGCUAAAUUAGCAAGCGAUUUGCUGCAUACAGACAGCAAAAAUAUAUCUUUCUCAGCAUCAAUAUCACAGUUACUCAGCAUCGAAGUCAUGGUUCAUGGGAAGAAGUUGGCCAAGGAGGUGCUGCUGCCUUCUGUGCUGGAAGACGAUGACGCAGAAAGCGAGAAGCUGCAGCUGGGGGAGCAGAGAUCGAGCCAGACAGAGGUUGAUGUGCGUGGGCCAAAAGACCAACGCUGCAGCCCUGAUGGGAACGUGCUAGACGGGGGCAGAGGGGAGGAAGAGGAUGAUGAUGAAGAGGAGCAGUGUGUGGUCUCUGAUGAGGACUAUGACACAGAUUUGGAGCUCGGAGGUAAGGAGGAGCCAUAUGAUCAGACGGGGAGGACGAGCUACAUGAAGGUGUGUGAAACGCUACAGGUGGCGCCUUCCUCGUAUUUCCUGCGGCACAUGCAAGAUAGCGAGCUGAAGAUGAUGCAUCGUGGUCUGGGGCCGCAGGGCACCAAAGCGCUGGCGGUUCCCCUGGUAACCAACACUUCAAUACUGAGGCUGAACCUGCGAGAUAAUUGGAUGGAAGGAAUGGGCGGAGCUGCUAUAGCCGAGAUGUUAAAGGAAAAUUGUUACAUUACAGAGGUGAACCUGUCGGACAACCACCUUGGGGAUUACGGAGCCAGAGCCAUAUCUGCUAUGCUUAAGGAGAACAGCACCCUGGCGAGCCUCAAUCUGUCAGGAAACUACAUCACAGACCGCUCGGCUGAACACCUUGGACCGGUGUUGAUCACAAACACCAGGCUUCGGAACCUCGACCUCAGCUACAACUCCCUGGGUGACCAUGCAGGGCAACACCUGGGAGACUCUCUGUCUGAGAACACAGGGUUGAGAUCACUAAGUCUGGCCUGGAAUUGCAUCCGAGGGAGAGGAGCGGCGAUGUUAGCCAAUGGCCUUGGGGCAAAUGUUUCCCUGAGAACAGUGGAUCUGUCAUUUAAUGGCUUUGGGAAAGAAGGAGCCGUCGCUUUAGGACAGGCUCUAAAAGAGAACAACAUUUUAGAGGAGGUGAAUGUGAGUAACAACAGAAUCCCCCCUGAAGGAGCCAUCCACCUCGCCAUGGGCCUCAAAGUAAACAAGACAAUCAAAUCCCUGAAUAUUGGGAAGAACCCCAUCCAGAAUGCUGGCUGCUACGGGAUCCUUCAGUCUGUCCAGGAAAACCCAGAUUCAGCCAUGGAGGCUUUAGACUUUUCAGACAUCCCAGUGAACCAAGAUUUCGAGGACUUGUAUACGGCAGUGAAAGAAAUAUUGCCUGAGCUUAAAGUAAAUCAUGGGGGCCGAAUUGGCGCAUUCAGGAAGGAAGCUUGAAAAGUGUUACUGUAAUUGCUGUACUUUUAUGCCAGUAAAGAUGGAAGAAAUCCUCUCAAAGCCCUAUGGACGUUUUCAGCGACAGAUGAACCAAAGCAUGGAUGCCUGCAAAAAUGUAAUUUUUCAUAAAAAAGAAGUCUUCUUUAUAGAGCUGUGAGAGCAUAUCCUGUUGAAUAAAAUGUAAAACUUGUUAAAUACCCAAUCAGUGGAAAAUAAAGGCAAUUCAGAGGUAGACUGCUCAUUUUCCCAAAGAUACAGCAUGUGUGAAGUGCUUGAAAUAUAGUGUUAAUAAAGUCACUCAAAAUGGGCAUACAAA
This is a messenger RNA of Acanthochromis polyacanthus (spiny chromis), 1845 nucleotides long. RefSeq names its product leucine rich repeat containing 74B (gene lrrc74b). Gene Ontology annotation, molecular function: protein binding. Lineage: Eukaryota; Metazoa; Chordata; Actinopteri; Pomacentridae. The record is from RefSeq and is a predicted model, not a curated record. Bases 273 to 1529 code for a protein of 418 amino acids. The transcript is spliced from 10 exons.